AUGUCAGUAUCAGCAACACAAAAGAAACCUGUGAAGCAAGCAGUUAAACAAGUAGUUAAACCUAAAGUCAUACCCAAGAUAGCCCCUAAGAAAACGGUGAAACAGCCAGCAGUUGAUAAAACCAAGGACACUGAUGGCGAUGGAAUACCAGAUUACUUAGAUGAUGAUGAUGACAAUGAUGGUAUUCCAGAUCAUUUAGACAACGACGACGAUGGUGAUGGCAUUCCUGAUGAUCAACAAGUUGAUACAGAUGGUGAUGGUAUCCCCGACUACCUUGACGAUGAUGAUGAUAAUGAUGGAAUACCGGACCAUCUUGAUAAUGAUGAUGAUGGUGAUGGUAUACCUGAUGAUGAAGAACUUGAUACAGAUGGCGACGGCAUCCCCGAUUACCUGGAUGAUGAUGAUGACAAUGAUGGAAUCCCUGAUCAUUUGGAUGCAGACUCUGAUGGAGAUGGAAUACCAGACUACCAAGAAAUUGAUACAGAUGGCGAUGGUAUUCCAGAUUAUUUAGAUGAUGAUGAUGACAAUGAUGGUAUUCCAGAUGAAUUAGAUGAUGAUGAUGACGGUGACGGUAUACCCGAUGACCAAGAAGACUCUGACGGUGAUGGCAUACCAGAUGUUUAUGAUGAUGAUAAUGAUAAUGAUGGUAUUCCAGAUUAUCAACAAAUUGAUACUGAUGGUGAUGGUAUUCCUGACUACCUUGAUGAUGAUGAUGACAAUGAUGGCAUACCUGAUCAUUUAGAUGAUGAUGACGAUGGAGAUGGUAUACCUGAUGAUCAACAAGUAGACAGUGAUGGCGAUGGAAUUCCAGAUUAUCUAGAUGACGAUGAUGACAAUGAUGGUAUUCCUGAUCACUUAGAUGAUGACGAUGAUGGUGAUGGAAUCCCAGAUAAUCAAGAGGACAGUGAUGGUGACGGAAUCCCUGAUCAUCUUGAUGACGAUGAUGAUGGUGAUGGCAUUCCAGAUUAUCAACAAGUCGACAGUGAUGGCGAUGGUAUUCCCGACUAUAUUGAUGAUGAUGAUGAUAAUGACGGCAUUCCUGACCAUUUGGAUGAUGAUGAUGAUGGUGACGGAAUCCCAGAUGAUCAGGAGGUUGAUACUGAUGGCGAUGGUAUUCCUGAUCAUCUUGAUGACGAUGAUGAUAAUGAUGGAAUCCCUGACCAUUUAGAUAAAGAUGAUGAUGGUGAUGGAAUUCCAGAUCAUUUGGAAGACUCUGAUGGAGAUGGCAUCCCAGACGCUCUUGAUGAUGACGACGAUGGUAAUGGAUGA
Patella vulgata (common limpet) is the source of this 1269-nucleotide messenger RNA. RefSeq names its product thrombospondin-3b. The transcript has 2 exons. Gene Ontology annotation, biological process: cell adhesion. The record is from RefSeq and is a predicted model, not a curated record. Gene Ontology annotation, molecular function: calcium ion binding. Lineage: Eukaryota; Metazoa; Mollusca; Gastropoda; Patellidae. Bases 1 to 1269 code for a protein of 422 amino acids.